Molecule: messenger RNA, 3114 nt
Organism: Seriola aureovittata
Lineage: Eukaryota; Metazoa; Chordata; Actinopteri; Carangiformes; Carangidae
Gene: pou5f3
Product: POU domain, class 5, transcription factor 3
Exons: 5
Coding region: 588-2015 (475 amino acids)
Biological process (GO): regulation of transcription by RNA polymerase II
Molecular function (GO): RNA polymerase II cis-regulatory region sequence-specific DNA binding; DNA-binding transcription factor activity, RNA polymerase II-specific
Source: RefSeq, a predicted model, not a curated record
AGCAAUGUUUAAUUUCACUUAGUAGCUUUAAUUUCACUUUAAAAGCAGAAAACACAGUGGAUCUGUAAAAGGCUCAAACUUUAUGUGAAAACACGCCCACUACUUUGGGAGGAAUCAAGGUCAUUCACAAACUCACCAUCAGCUGUGCGCAAUUGUCUGCGCCAGCCAAUGGGUGACAAGAUAGGUGGCUCUCCAACACCCGCAGCUGUGAUUAGGAAAAUCUGUGGGGCAUUGGCAGGAGAGGAGCAUUUGAGCUUGAAGGUGAGGUGAGUGGCGGUGGUGUGAAAGACGGGACUUCAUGGAGUAGGCCGUAGGCGUAUUGGUGGUUAUGUUGCACCAAAACGGUAACUGCUUAGGCCUUUACAUAUUUUGCACAAACUCUUCAUCCAAAACGGACUUUACUCGGACAGGCGCUGGUUUGUUUUUGGAGAGCAUCACCCUCUGGUAUGUUUUUUGUUUUGGGUUUGUUCGAAAACUUGAAACGGAUGAACACGUUUAAAAUCAAUCAUCAAUAAUAUUUUUUUUGUUUGUUUGUUUUUUAAUUUCGGGACGCGUGUUUGUUAUCAGCCUCUCACACCGCUUGGAAGAUGUCUGAAAGAUCGCAGAGUCCUGAGUGCCAAAGCAGGCCUUAUGACUUCAGCCGGGUCAACCCGUGCUCCCAGGUUUUGGGUCAAGAUGGUUUGGGCAGCGCUGCGUCAUUCCAGCUUCCUCACGGCGUUCUGCCAGACCCGAGUCUUCUCUACAACAAAACCGCUUACAGUGGCAUCACACCGGCCACUGCGCAGACAUUUUUCCCUUUCUCAUCCGUGGCCAGUGACUACAGGGGAACCGACCUACAGGCUGGAGAGUUUGGGCAACCCAAGCACUGGUAUCCCUUUGCUGCGCCAGAGUACACCGGCCAGGUACCCGGCGUAACUGCAGCUACCCAGCCUACAAACCUGAGCCCCCCCAUAGCCGAGACCCGGGAGCAAAUCAAACUGCCCGAGAUAAAGACUGAGAAGGACACCGGCAAUGACUUCUCAACGGAGAUGAAGGGUCAGCAGUACCCGACACCGCCUGCCUCCGCCGCCAUGCCCCAUGGAGUCUUCUACCCUGCGGCCUGGAACCCGUCCUUCUGGCCGGGGAUCGCCCACAUUACCCCGCCCGGUAACAGUAAUCAAAAUCCCUCAACAUCCUCCGCAUCGUCCCCAUCUAUGUCCCCGUCACCCCCGAGCAACGGGCUUCCAGGAAACGCGUUUUUCAGUGUGAACCCAACCCAAGCUGCCCCCGGGCCCCAGACGCAGAACCCGGCCUCCUCCACGCGGAGCAGCGGGUCCUCCAGUGGAGGGUGCAGCGACUCCGAGGAGGAGAACCUCUCCACUGAGGAACUGGAGCAGUUUGCCAAGGAACUGAAACACAAGCGCAUUACUCUGGGUUUCACACAAGCGGAUGUUGGCCUGGCCCUGGGUAACCUUUAUGGUAAGAUGUUCAGCCAGACGACCAUUUGCCGCUUUGAGGCUCUGCAGCUCAGUUUCAAGAACAUGUGCAAGCUGAAACCCCUUCUUCAGAGAUGGCUGAAUGAGGCAGAGACCUCAGAGAAUCCCCAGGACAUGUACAAGAUUGAGAGAGUAUUUGUUGACACCAGGAAGAGGAAGAGGAGGACCAGUCUGGAGGGAGCAGUGCGCUCUGCUCUGGAGUCUUACUUUAUCAAAUGUCCCAAACCCAACACCCAGGAGAUCACACACAUCUCAGAUGACCUGGGCCUGGAGAGGGAUGUGGUACGUGUUUGGUUCUGCAACCGAAGACAGAAAGGGAAGCGCCUGGCUUUGCCACUGGAUGAGGAGUGCGAUGGCCAGUAUUACGAGCAGAGCCCUUCCCCACUAAACAUGGCUCCCUCCCCCAUUCCCAGUCAGAGCUACCCUUCUACCAGCUAUCCUGGAGCCCCUCCUCCCACACUGUACAUGCCCCCACUUCAUCGGCCCGAUGUCCUGAAACAAGCCCUUCAUCCCGGACUUGUUGGUCACCUGACUGGAUAAACGUGCUCAGGCACUCCCUGCCAAAUCCAUAGAUUUCAUUCUCAAGCCUCUGUCCAACCCCAACUCUAGCUGCAGACGAGCCUCUGAAUCCAACCACCCGAUUGGCCGAUAAUAUCGGUGGACCUCGGGAUAUAGAAACUUUAAGGCGGAAGGCUUUUCUCAACUGCAGCAACGAGACGAAUCAAAGUAGCUUCUUGUUCCUGUUCUUAUGCAGAAACUUAACAAAUUGCCACGGGCCACAUCCUCCAACCACAACCUGAAACUCUACAGCAACUGCUUUGAAUGGAAUGUUAAAUGUGCCUUUGUGUUUUUGUGUUCUUGGAUUAUUCAUAGUAAGUUAUUCCAUAGGCUUUAAUCAUUCGCAGUUUUCGAACAAAGUAGGAUUUGGUGCUACAAUAUAUAGUCCAGCUGUGGAAUGAUGGUGUAAAUAUGAGCAGGGUUAAAGAACCAGGGUAUUCCUUCCACUUGUGCUAAAUCCUGGGUAUGUUUUCUCUGGUGCAGAUGAGGAAGGAUCUGGGGUAACAAGGGAAUCGCCAUGUGAGGAAAUACCUCUUUAAGCAGAAUUCAUCUUUGACAGUUGGGUCAACAUUUGUACGAUACUUGUCCCAUCUGAAAAGAGCAGCUGCAGUAUUUGUCUAAACUGUCUUCCAUUGAAAUGGAAAAUAUAAAUUCUCAUUAAGGUGAAUUUUUUUUUUCCCAUUGAUUUUUGCACAAGUUGCUUUUGUAAUGUUGAAUAAUCUUUUUAAAAAUGUCCUGUGUGUGUAUACCAAAACCAGAUUUUCUCCUAUAGUUGUUGGGUUGUCAUUGCCAUCUUGAGCAAAUAUUUUAGCAGCAAUGGGGGUGGGGGGAGAUUCAACAUAUUUUGAAGAAUUGUGACAAAUGUCUUGUUACUCACAAAUGUUUUAGCUGCUAUGGCUUCCAUUUGCACAAUGUCAAUAUUUUCUCUACAUGUCUCAGAUGAAUGGUAAUGAGAGAAACGUCUGACCUGACUAGAUCAACCAUUGUCAAGUUGACAAACUGUAUUCAAAUACCUCAUUUUGAUUUUAUUGUAAAGGGGUUUUUUGUGUUAAUGAUGAAAUAACACUCGAUCCUCACUGGA